AGAACCGCCGCCGCUCUAGGUGACACAUAUUCAGCUACUUUUUUGUGGAGAAGUUUUUUUUGACCUGGACGCUCACAAUGCGGUUAAAACGUUGCGGGAGAGUUCCCUGUUGUCAGCGUUAGCAACAGGGGACAAAAAGCUGAAGCCAAGCGGCGACCGCCGGCGGCGUCGGUUCUCGCUGGAAAACGACUCGGUCGUGAGUCCCAAGUUUCGUCCGAGCUGUCAAGAUGGAGAUGCAGGACGGUUCGGCGGCAGCCGGCGAUGCCGUGCUGGACUUCUCUCGGCUCAACUUGGACACUCUCAGCGUCGAGGGAGUGAGCGAGGAGCGGCGCAGGGAGGCCAAGCAGCUGUACCUGAACUAUAACCGACUGGGCUCGCUGCCCUCGGCGCUCGAGCUCUUCUGCAACCUCGAGUUCCUGGACAUCAGCAACAACGGACUGACGGCCCUCUCCGACGGCAUAACGCGGCUGGGCAAGCUGAGAACCCUCCUGGCCAAGAACAACCGGCUGAGCGAGGCUUCCCUGCCCAAGGACUUCGGCUCGCUGGGGCUGGAGGUGCUGAACCUCAGCGGGAACCGCUUCCAGGAGAUCCCGCUGCAGUGCACCAAGCUGCGGCUGCUGCGCUCGCUGUCCCUCGGGGGGAACCGACUCAAGAGUAUCCCGGCGGAGAUCGAAGACCUCAGCAGUCUGGAGCUGCUGUAUCUCGGCGGAAACCUCAUCACAGCGAUUCCCCCAGAAGUUGCCAACCUGCCGCACCUUAGCUACCUGGUCCUGUGUGACAACCGGAUCCAGGGCGUCCCCCCUCAGCUCACCAGGCUGGACUCACUGAGGUCCCUGAGUCUUCACAACAACCUGCUGACCUACCUGCCCAGAGAGAUCCUCAGCUUGGUUCACCUGCAGGAGCUGAGUCUCCGUGGCAACCCACUGGUGGUGCGUUUUGUCAAGGAGAUGACCUACGACCCCCCGUCUUUGCUGGAGCUGGCAGGAAGAACCGUGAAGAGCAGGAACAUUCCGUACCACCCUCGUGACCUUCCGUCCAACCUGCUGCACUACCUGGACCUGGCCAGCAAGUGUCCUAAUCCCAAGUGUGCUGGUGUCUACUUCGACUCGUGCGUGCGCCAGAUCAAGUUUGUGGACUUUUGUGGGAAGUACCGCCUCCCGCUCAUGCACUACCUGUGCUCCCCCGAGUGCACCUCCCCCUGCAGCUCCAACCCCCAGAGCGACGCGGAGUCGGAGGACGAGAGCAGCGUUCCCGUCGACCGCCUGCAGAGGGUGCUGCUGGGGUAGAGUGACACACUCGUGCCCGUCACUGUCCUGACCGUCCAGAACCGCGCCCCCUGCAGUUGAGAAGACGCCACCGUUGUUCAUGACGUCACUAGAUUUGAAUACAGUUCACCCUCCCUUUGUUAAUGGAGGCAUCAAACCUGCGCUUCACUGGUUUGUCUCAGUGUUUUUGUCAUCCGAGUGUGAUCCACGGUCAGAGAAGGGGUCCCCUGUCUAAUCCCACGCUUGUCCUGGGUGUGUGAAACAGGAAGUGGCUGGACCAGUGCAACAACAAUAGCGUUGCAGCCUGACAGCGUUGCCAAUGAUGUGGGUGUUUCCCCCCUUCCUGUGAAAACCCAUCCAUCAUUGACUCUCCAAGAAACUCAAGUAUUGGAGGCCGACCGGAUCUGAAGGAGAGGCCUCAGUGUUACACUAUCAUCUAUAUUAGAGCAAACCUGUUUACUUUAGAGUGAAUUUCAAGACGAUUAAUAUAAGCUUGUGAUGUGCCGUUGACAUGAGUUGUGACUAGAUUCAUGUGAUUAUCAAGUGUUUUUCUUAUUUUUGAACAAAAAAAAUAUUUGUAACUGCAUGAAAUGCUUUUUAUAAUGCAAUUUUUUAAUUGUUAAACUUUUCUAAGAGUUGUGUAGCAGCUGAAAACUGAAGGUAUAUUUGAUAUUAAUUGCAUUUACAACAGUAAUUCAGAAGAAAUAAUAAAGACCAACUUAUCUA
Molecule: messenger RNA, 1991 nt
Organism: Synchiropus splendidus (mandarinfish)
Lineage: Eukaryota; Metazoa; Chordata; Actinopteri; Syngnathiformes; Callionymidae
Gene: lrrc58b
Product: leucine rich repeat containing 58b
Exons: 4
Coding region: 228-1286 (352 amino acids)
Molecular function (GO): protein binding
Source: RefSeq, a predicted model, not a curated record